GCCGGCGAGGCUGCUGACGCCGCGUGUAUACCACCUACGCAGCGCGAGAAAACCCACCGCGCAAAAAUAUUUCAAAAACUCUACCAGAAAAAAAAACAAAUAAUAUUUAAAACAACAAAAUACAAAACGGCCUAAAUUCCAAAAAUAUCGAAAUAAAAAAACCAUAAUUUGGUGACAAAAUUCGAAAUUUUGCGCGCAUGCGUCUUACGCACCGCUGCCGCCCGCCGUCACAUUCAGAUAGUUUUAUGCAAUAGACGCUAUUUAAUUUUUCUCCACAACACACCAUAAUCAUAAAUAGUAUUUAAGUGAAUUUGUAAUCAAUAGUAUUCAGCAACACUUGAACUCUAUAGACUUUCAAAGGACCGGUUUAAUUUUACUGUAAACCUAGUGUUAAGGCAACUGAAAGCAGUUUGACUCGGAUUUGUCGUACCAGGGCUACUUAACAUCAACGACCAUCCGGGAGAAGCAGCUAUCGAAAAUAAAAAAGAAAAAGAAGAAAAGACCACAUGGGAAGUCCGCGAAGAAGACCAUGGCACUAUAGAAGCGGACUAAAAUAAGUUAAAUGCGCAAGAAACUAAAGAAAGCCAAGAUUUCAUAGCAAAGGGGAAUCUAGCAAAACAAAUAACAACCAGCGCCAUUUGACGAUAAAGAAACACGUUUUUUCGCAAUAGAACAAGUUUUAAGUUUAUAUCAACCGUUAUUACAAGGAAUCAAUAGAAAAGAGAAUUUAAAUCUUAAGUUUUUUAAGUACAUUUAAACAACACUGGUUAAUUUUGGAACUUUUAAUAUUGAUUUAAAUUGAUUUUUAUAUGCAAACUCUCUAUAUAUAUCUAGUGAAAAGUAAUUUAGUGAAAGACUCUGGACCUACACAUUAAGGCUAAGUGAUAUUUGAAAUAUUUGGCAAAUAAGUUUUCGGGAAAAGCUUUCGACCAAUUUCAUCAACCGCUCCAGACUGUAUGGUGGAUGAAAACAAAUUAAGCAAACUAAAAACAAAUUCUUGUGCCUUAAAUUGGCCUUAAAUUAUAAGUAAAAAAGGUAAGAUAAAAUUACUCCAAAAAAAGUUACAAAAAUAUCUAAAUUUUACCGAGUUUACCUACCUGUUGAAGCGACUUCUAGAUUUGUUUAAAUAGUACAAAAUUAAAAUAAAAUUAACAUUAAGACUUAGUUAAAUAUUUGCGUUAUUUCUAUACCUAUAACGUUUUAUAUGAGUAUGUAUAAUUAAUGGGCUUAACAAGGGCUAGACAUACAAUAAACUGACAAUAUAAAAGAAGACAGAGAGAAGAGAAGAAGACAGGAGAUAUACAAGAAUUUAUAGAAGAAUUACAAGAAUUUACACCUAAACCAAGAAACAGCAACCAAGUUGUCGCACAAGAGGCAACACUCAGAUCCGAAGACAUCGUCGGAGUACGAAAAGAGUGUGAAUAAAAGAACCGCGAGCGAUCGCAUGUCCUCGUUGUGACGAUACGUCCGAAACUGGAAUUAAUGUUGAAAUACUUCAAUGAAAACAUAUCCCUAGCGCUGCAGGAGAGGUACAGGGACCUCCAUGAGUAUCGGAAGACGGAAGCGGUAGAGGAGGGCUCACCGAGGGAGGCUAAAGUACCGAAAAUAGCUGAGGAAGGCGAGCAGGUCGGCGGCGAGGGCGCGUUUGAGCCGAGCGCCGCGCCGCCGUUCCCGAGGCUGCUGGACCCUCCCAAGGAGGAGGACAACUUCGUGGCGAGCUGGCUCCAGAACUCCUUCAAGAUGACCGCCGCCGAAGGCAACCCCGAGGCUUCCGCGGGAGGCAGCGCGCUGGACCUCCGCGCUGCCCCUCUAUCUCUCCACAUACCAACUCUGCAGCAAGCGGCUGAGGCGCAGAGGCAGUUCAAGAUGCAGGACUUCUGGAACAGGAGCCGGCCAGGCUCUCCCAGCCAGGACCAGCUGGGGGAGGGCCACAGCCAGCCGGGGCCGGCGCCUCCGACGCCGCAGCCGCCAGCCACGCCAGACCACAAGAUUAUGACUGAAAAACUGGUCAAUGAAAUACAGCAGCAACAGCAGUCACCUUCAGCCGACUCAACCAUGAGUGAGAGAUCACUCGUACCGUUUGCGCUGGUAAAUUUACUAUCAACACUCAAUAAUAUCGAUCCUCAACAACAGUCGCCGACCGGGGAGACGCCGCUCGGUGAUCGCAACGCGAUGUUACCCUUCGCUCUGGUAAAUGUCCUGAAUAGCCUCAAUAUCGAUCAACAAGCGCGGUCAGGGCAGAGCAUCAGUGAGAGAACCCUAGAGGAGUGCUGGUCGACACUUCAGCGAGUGAGUUGGCAUCUGUUUCAAUGUAUAUUUAUGCACAAAAACGCCAUGCAGAUGCACGCAAGAGAACUGCAAAGGGGUCUUGGAGGAGAAGUAAAGCCUCAUCAGUGUCAGCAGUGCUUGAAGUCCUUCAGUUCCAACCAUCAGCUGGUGCAGCAUAUUCGAGUGCAUACGGGGGAAAAGCCUUACAAGUGUUCCUACUGUGACCGACGGUUCAAGCAGUUGAGUCAUGUGCAACAGCAUACGAGAUUGCAUACAGGGGAGCGCCCUUACAAAUGUCACCUACCUGAUUGUGGUAGAGCCUUCAUCCAGCUGUCGAACCUUCAACAGCAUCUGAGGAACCAUGAUGCUCAGGUGGAAAGGGCAAAGAACCGUCCCUUUCAUUGUAAUAUCUGUGGCAAAGGGUUCGCGACUGAGAGCAGUUUGAGAACGCACACGGCAAAGGAGCUUCAGCUGCACCUUGGUGUUUUGCAGCAACACGCGGCACUCAUGAUAGGUGGCGCCACCGCCACUCCAUGCCCAAUAUGCCACAAAGUAGUGUUCGGGGGCGAAGCCCUAGUAGAACACAUGAAGAACACACACAAGGACCCCAAUGCAUCCGGCGUUGCGAGCCCUCCGGCUACGUCACCAUACCCGGCGCAAGCUAAACCUGUUGACCCUUACAUAGCGAAGCGACGGACGGCGAACCACCCGUGUCCUGUCUGCGGGAAGCACUAUGUCAACGAAGGUUCGCUGAGGAAGCACCUGGCCUGUCACCCGGAGACCCAGCUCACCAGUGGACUCCGAAUGUGGCCGUGUUCCGUCUGCCAAGCUGUGUUUACGCAUGAAAGUGGUCUCCUCUCCCACAUGGAACACAUGAGAAUGGAACCUAAACAUCAGUUCGCCGCGCAGUACGUGCUGUCUCGAGCGGCCGCCGAGAGACGAGAGAGAGACAUCAUCGCUGCCGUCUCGGCCUCUGCCGGAGGAUCAGGCCUCUUGAACCUCGCGCCGCCCUCCCCAGCGCACUCGGACUCUUCCUCGAAUGGACGACUGUCUUCCUCUGCUGGUUCCGAAGCAGGGGCAGCAGUCAACAAACUCACGGACCUACUCAGAUCAGCCAAUAAUGGACACCAAGCAUACGGAGAUGAGAGAGUAGCCGCCAUUGCCGCGGCCGCCGCCAACAUGAUGGCCCAGCCAGGCGAAGGUGCUAGUGCCGUGCAGGUAGCUGCUGCCAACCUGGUAUCCGCGAUGAGGCAGCAACUGGCCAGAGAGCCGCCCCCGGCUCAACCACCUGCGGAAACUCCACCAGCACCUUCGGAAGCGGCUUUGAGAAUCCAACAAGCCGAGGCCCUUUUACGAAGUCAGGCUGAGGCAUUACGACUGGCCGUCUCCCAAGCCGCAGCGGCUCACGGCAACGAGGCUGCAAGUCCUUUAAGACAUAAUGGAGGUUUCCCUCCACAACCGCCAAACGACGCUAGUGGACAAAUAUCACCGGAAUUAGUAGAAGCUUUCAGAAUCGCACAAGAGCAGCGACUAGAACAGGCUUUGAGAUUGCAUGAUCCCAGGAUGUUGGGUUUUAACCUGCCUUCACCGGUGCAGCAGGCGGCUCAACAGGCUGCUCAGCAAGCCGCGCAGCAAGCUGUCGCCGCUCAGCAGGCGGCGGCUCAGCAGGCUGCCCAACAGGCAGCGCAGCAGGUGGCCCAGCAAGCUGCCCAGGCUGCACAGCAAGCGGCUCAGCAGGCCGCGCAACAGGCCGCACAGCAGGCCGUCCAGCAGCAGCACAUCCAGGCCGCGCAAGCCGCGCAGGCCGCUCAGGCCGCCCAGCAGGCUGCCCAGCAAGCUGUCCACCUCCAGCAAAACCCUCAGCCAUGAAAAUUUAGCUAUUACUAAUCCGAUGCGAUUUCGACGCAGUAGGUGUAAUUUAGCUCGUAAAUCCUAGUAAAAAUUAUAAAAGGGGGACUUUUGUAUUUUUUCGACGAAAAAUUAUUUUAGCCGGAGUUCGAAUGAAAUCGCCUCUGAUUGGUAAUUCGUAACAAUUUAUUAUUUUACCGAGUUAGUUUUGGACUCUAAAGUGUUUUUACGUUUAAUUUUAGCCGGCAAAAGUAUACAAUUAUGAAAAAAGUAAUAACAUUAAUUUAGAUAGAACUAACUGUUGUAAAUAGGGAAACUUUUAGCGGAAACAAAUUUUACUGUAUAUAAAAUAAAAAGUACCUAAAAUAGUUGAAUGAAUGAACAAAAUGGAACAAAAACUCGCCCGAACAAGUAAUUAGAUGUAGAGUUACGACAAAUAAUAUUACAGUGCAAUCUUCUAUUAUUUGUUUGGUUAUUAUUGAGUGUUUUUAUUAGAAAUAUAUAUUUAUUUUUAUUAGCUUUACCACAGAGCAGUGAAUUUCUUAGCUUAGUACAAACUUUUGGAUGUGCCAAACAGGUUUAAGCACGUUUUAUCGCAUUUAGCGACGGUUUAUUGCAAUAUAAUUAGUUGCAUUAUGUUUCCAUAGGAUAUUUUAAUAUUAAUUAUUCAAUUUUAAUAAUUAUUUUUAUUUAUCUUUUCACGCAAUAACACGUCUUAUGCUAGUCACGUUUUGAACGCACAAAAUAAUUCUAUUUAACAAAAAAUAAAUUUUAUUUUUACUUUAUUUUCAUUUUCAAAAUUUCUUAUUUCUUGGCGUAUUUUAUUUUUAAAUGCCAUAUUAGAUAAUAAUUAUGUAAAUACCGUAGCACUUUACGCAAAUGUUGAUGCUUUUGUUUUAUAAAUUAAAAAAUAACAGUUUAUUUUAACAUUAUACGAUUAUUAUUUUAACUGGAAAACAAUUAUUUACAAAAUGAUUUGUAUAGUUGUAUAGGUAUAUAUAUAAAAAAUAUUCAUUAUUUUUUCAGAAGACUGCCGUUACUUAUCUUUUGUAUGUAAAUAAAUCAAAAUGGAAUUGUAAUUGAUAAAUAAAAAAUAGCGAUUUUUCACUGAACUUACAGUCAACAGGACAAUUGAUCACAAUUGGACUAAGCGUCAAAGUUACAUAAAACUAACAACUACUAGAACUUUGGACGACAAUUACCUUGAGUAGACAAACAGAAACACAAGACAUUCUUUUCAUCACGGAUGUUCACACAGCCCAAAUACUUAAUACAUUUAUUUUUAUUUUUCAAACAAGCAUAAUUAAACAGCAAUAGCCCAGAAAUCAUUUUUAAAUGAUUAAUAGUUGCAUUUUGCAAUUAUACAAUCAUUAAACAAUAAACUUAAUAAUGCAUACAGUUGCCGCAAUAGAUUUAUAGUUCACGAUUGCAAAAUAUCCCCCUGUUUUACAUGAAAAAUAUGGGGGAUUUUUUGCAAUCCCAAAUUUAAGAGAAUGUCAAGUGUUGCCGAAUAUUAAUUCUUUUUAAUAUUAUCAACAUGUAUUAUAUAAGGGACAAUUUAUGUGAACCAAAUGAAUGCACUUUAUUUCGUUCAUACAAGUUGUAUUAAUACGUAUAAUCGUAACAUAGGUAAGGUAAAAAUAAGCUGAUUUUAAUGUACGUCAUUGUUUCAUUCUUGAAUUAAUAUUGGUAUAUUCGUUCAGUGGUGCACUAUAUCCAAGUGUUCUCUCUGCUGCGUUAUAUCAAUGUAAAUAGGAAAAAAAAUCAAUGCAAUAGCCCAAAAAUCAUUGUUUAUUUCCGUAUCGUGUUCUUAUUUUUGUGGAAGAAAGAUGUUUUUAUUUCGAAAUAAUUUUCUUAAUUCUUUAUUUCGUUAAUGAAAUACACAACUUUUCGGCAAAGAUUUAUUUAUUGUUUUGGAACGGACAGGCAAGUAACAUCGAGACGCGAGUGGUUACCAAUACCGUAUACAUAUGUUUUCUAGGAAACGUGAGUAAAAAUUCAAUUAUAUUGGACGUGAAACCAUUUUGACUGAUACAAACCAAAAAUGAUAUGAUAAUCGCAAUAAAAUUCCAAGUGAACGGAUCGCUAUUUAUGUGUAAAAAUGUCCUCAUAAAUUUAAUAUAUAAAUAAAUUAAUAUAACAACAAAAGAAGUUCCUAUGAAUAUUGUAUAAAAGGUAUUGUUUUAAAUUUAGGUCUUAGUAGAAGGAAAAAUUUAUGAACGUUUGGUAUUUUUAAAGUUAUAAUUAAUGAACCAUCAUGUUAGGGAACUUGACUCGGGAGGUGACGAGUUGUACAAAAAUAAAAAAGCACGGAUCGUGAAUCCUAACAUUAGAUUUUUAGAUCAAAAGUUACGUUUCCAAGAAAGUGUUCAUGUCGCAUCGUGGUUCAUAUUUUUGCGCGCCGUAUUUCAUUGUAAAAAUAUUUGUAAAAAAAACAUAUUCAAGUUGUAUUUUCGAGAUGGUAAAAUUUAAUUAUAAGAAUUUUUGAUUAAGAUACGAAAAUAAAAUGAAAAAAAUAGUGUUUAGGUAUAAUACGGCGCACAAAAAUGUGGAAAUAAACGUAUUUUCUGUGAUCAUCGAAAUGGAAUAGUUAUAACAGAUCGUGUCUGCGAGUUGUCAGAGGUUACUUUUAAGUUUUCGAAGGUGAAUUUUUUUAAUGUUAUACGGAAAAAAGGUGAAAAUGUUUUUCUACAUUUAUUUUAUGAGAAAAAAAUCCGUAGUUAAGCAGUGUACAUUAAAUAUAAAGCCUAAUUAACAGUAAAGGCGAUGUACGGAUCGCCGAUACGGAGUCAAAUAAUAUUACAUUUGUGCACAUUUGUAAUAUUUUUGACUGUUUUUUAGUAUCAAUAGUACCUACUGGAUUCAGUUGAUGUCAUUUCACAUGCAGUACUUAGUCUGCAUGAAUCUCAAUUUUUAAAAUGCGCUGUCAGUUUUUAUGGAUACGACGCCUAGAUUAAUUGGCUAUUAAUUAAUGUUUAAAGUUACAUUAUUGUGUUAUUUAAUUGUUUUGUUACUAGAAAAAAUCGUUGACGAACGUUUUUGGUAUCACUUUUUUACUGUCCUAUACAGUUUGGAUGGUUGGUUUGUUCAUAUUAGAACAGUAAAAAAGUGAUAAUAUGAGUACUUACAAAUAAAAUUGUUCUUACAUCUGAACAUCGAAUCGCGACCUACAACUAGCGAUUACAUUACAUUUUUUAUUUCAAAGUUAGAGGAAAAAUAUUAACAGCUGCUACUUUGAUAUUUCGAAACAU
Molecule: messenger RNA, 7367 nt
Organism: Helicoverpa armigera (cotton bollworm)
Lineage: Eukaryota; Metazoa; Arthropoda; Insecta; Lepidoptera; Noctuidae
Product: zinc finger protein 135
Exons: 10
Coding region: 1483-4137 (884 amino acids)
Biological process (GO): regulation of transcription by RNA polymerase II
Cellular component (GO): chromosome; nucleus
Molecular function (GO): RNA polymerase II cis-regulatory region sequence-specific DNA binding; chromatin insulator sequence binding; DNA-binding transcription factor activity, RNA polymerase II-specific
Source: RefSeq, a predicted model, not a curated record